This is a messenger RNA of Capra hircus (goat), 848 nucleotides long. It is a transcript of the gene PSMB6, whose product is annotated as proteasome subunit beta 6. Lineage: Eukaryota; Metazoa; Chordata; Mammalia; Artiodactyla; Bovidae. The coding region runs from base 51 to 770 and encodes 239 amino acids. Gene Ontology annotation, molecular function: threonine-type endopeptidase activity. The record is from RefSeq and is a predicted model, not a curated record. Gene Ontology annotation, cellular component: proteasome core complex. The transcript has 6 exons.
AGAGCGCUUUACGACAGUUGCUUUGCGGCAAUACCGGAGCCUCGAGGAACAUGGCGGCCACCCUAGUAGCAGCUUGGGGAACCAGGCCGGCACCAGCUUGGGGGCCUGAGGCUAUUGCCCCCGACUGGGAGAACCGGGAAGUUUCCACAGGGACCACUAUCAUGGCCGUACAAUUUGAUGGGGGCGUGGUUCUAGGAGCCGACUCCAGAACAACCACUGGGUCGUACAUUGCCAAUCGAGUGACUGACAAGCUGACCCCUAUUCACGACCGUAUUUUCUGCUGCCGCUCAGGCUCAGCAGCUGAUACCCAAGCAGUAGCUGAUGCAGUCACUUAUCAGCUUGGUUUCCACAGCAUUGAGCUGAAUGAGCCUCCGCUGGUGCACACAGCGGCCAGUCUCUUUAAGGAGAUGUGUUACCGAUACCGAGAAGACCUGAUGGCAGGAAUCAUCAUUGCCGGCUGGGACCCCCAAGAAGGGGGACAGGUGUACUCGGUGCCCAUGGGGGGUAUGAUGGUACGACAGCCCUUUGCCAUCGGGGGCUCUGGGAGUUCCUAUAUCUAUGGCUAUGUGGAUGCUACCUACCGGGAAGGCAUGACCAAGGAAGAAUGCCUGCAGUUCACUGCCAAUGCUCUCGCUUUGGCAAUGGAGCGGGAUGGCUCUAGUGGAGGGGUGAUCCGCCUGGCAGCCAUUGCAGAACCAGGGGUAGAGCGGCAGGUACUUCUGGGAGACCAGAUUCCCAAAUUCACCAUUGCCACUUUACCACCUCUCUGAAUCCUGAGAUCCUAAGAUAUAAUGAGACACCCCAUACAUACCCCAUUCAAAAUCCAAUAAACAGUUCAUCAGUGUGAA